Leptosia nina is the source of this 1803-nucleotide messenger RNA. The record is from the annotation of a GenBank genome assembly. Lineage: Eukaryota; Metazoa; Arthropoda; Insecta; Lepidoptera; Pieridae.
AUGUCUCAAGCUCCAACAGGGAAAAAGGGUGGGAAAGGUCCCCCGAAGAAACCGGUGGACGACGACAAGUCUUCGAAGGCGGAAGACAAAGAUGAAACGUCCUCUAACAAUGGAGACAAGAAAGAAGCUAAGGAUAUCAGCAUCCCAGAUGUCCCGAAGCCACCGAGCGCGGGCGUCAAUAUGCGGGAAGCGGCUGCGAAGAUCCUCGUUCUUGCACAAAAGGGAGAGUGGUCCGCGGUGGAACAGACCCUCAAGGCGCUGGAGAAAUUGGUGGCUGCGGGCGGAGAGGAUAUUGUGUCUGUUCCGAUGGCUGGGAUCGUCGAUCCGACAACUGGCAUGACUCCACUGAUGUAUGCUGUGAAGGACAAUCGGACGUCGUUCGUGGAACGGCUGAUAGAACUUGGCUCGGAUGUUGGUGCCAGGAAUAAUGAUAACUACAAUGUCUUACAUAUCUCUGCUAUGUACUCCAGGGAAGACAUUGUGAAACUCCUUCUGUCAAAGAGAGGAGUUGAUCCAUUUGCAACAGGAGGUAGUCGGCAACAAACUCCAGUACAUUUGGUAUCGAGCAGACAAACUGGCACAGCGACGAGUAUUCUUCGUGCUUUACUUACUGCUGCAGGAAAGGAUAUUCGAUUACGACCUGAUGGGUUCGCCGAUAGACAUUGCACUGCAUGGAGUUCGGUUAGGUGUGAAUCCGCGAUGUCGGAAGAUAGAAAUAUUCCCAGAAGCGCGAAUGUUGUCGUGCGUUCGGACACUCGUAGCCCACCCAUGAACCUGUCUAAAGACUUGCAGAAGCUCGAAUUGAGCUACAUCGAGCUAAAUAAAGAGCGAGCUCGCCUCAAAGAGUGGAAAAAGCUAAUUCGAGAAAUGGUGUUCCAGAGAGGUAAGAUCCCGCUGCUGCUGGCCGUGGAGGCGGGGAACCAGAGCAUGGUGCGGGAGCUGCUCAGUGCGCAAACAGCGGAACAGCUCAAGUCGUCAACACCAGCGGGCGAUACAGCGUUGCACUUAGCAGCAAGACGCAAAGAUGUAGACAUGGCUCGAAUCCUCGUGGAUUAUGGUGCCGUGGUAGAUGCAGUCAAUGGGGCUGGGCAGACAGCCUUGCACAUAGCAGCCGCAGAAGGAGACGAACCCCUCGUGAAGUACUUCUAUGGUGUUCGAGCGAAUGCAGCUAUAGCAGACAAUGAAGACCGGACACCAAUGCACCUCGCUGCAGAAAAUGGGCACGCAGCGAUCAUAGAACUCCUCGCAGACAAAUUCAAAGCAUCAAUAUUUGAGAGGACAAAAGACGGUAGCACAUUGAUGCACAUCGCUUCACUUAACGGUCACGCGGACUGCGCUAUGAUGCUGUUCAAAAAGGGGGUAUACCUUCAUAUGCCAAAUAAGGAUGGGGCUAGAAGCAUCCACACAGCAGCUCGGUACGGCCAUGUAGGUAUCAUCAACACCUUGCUGCAGAAGGGAGAGAGCGUGGACGUCACGACAAAUGAUAAUUACACCGCUCUUCACAUAGCGGUAGAGUCAUGCAAACCGGCCGUCGUGGAAACUCUUUUAGGCUAUGGAGCUGAUGUCCACAUUCGAGGUGGAAAACAACGAGAGACCCCAUUGCAUAUAGCCGCAAGGAUACCAGACGGUGACAAGUGUGCCCUAAUGCUGUUAAAGUCUGGAGCCGGUCCCAACAAAGCGACAGAAGAUGGCAUGACGCCGGUACACGUUGCCGCUCGAUACGGAAACCUUGCUACUCUGGUGCCCCCUUUGGAAGAGGGCGGUGGCCCCCUAAGAAAAACAAAGAUACUGGAAGAAGUUUAG